UCCUCUCCCACUGCCCAAUUCAUAUUAUGUGAAAUGUUCCAUCUGGAAAAAUCCCAAAUUGAUGCUGUUCCUAAACUACUAUAGCUACUACUGAAUUCAGCUCUAGCUGGAUGACCGGAUGGAUAUGUUGGAUUUCUAAUGUAGGGGAUUUUGAUCUCUGACUAAUUGGGCUUUUACAUAUAAGUUUUCUUAAUAUUGAAGUGCUACAUUGCGAUGGCUGCUGUUAGAUUUUCACGUUUAAGAUCACUUUGUUAUUCUGCAAAAUUCGUGGACUCAUUUGACGUCAGACGCACAUCUGCUUUUGGAACCCGAAAUUAUUACAGUAGAUAUUGCAGAGAAUCGGGGUUUAAGUUGAAUCCUAUUUGCAGUGGAUUGGGAAUCACGGGUUUGGACUCUGCUGUUGGUAAUGGUUAUAGUAGGGGAAAGUAUACUAGUCCCUCUGGGUCCAGCUUCUCGAAUUUGGCUAUAAGAAGUAGUGCCCCUUUUGGUGGAGUUGGUCCUAUGUUGAAUUGUCGGUCAUAUUCGUCUAGUGCCAAUAGCCAAGAUGGUAGCUCGCAAGUUCCAGCUGCUGCUUCAGGUGAUGGUGGUUCUAGUGCAAGUGAUUGGACGGAGAAAGUUAAAGAGAUAUGGAACUCUACCGUAGAUGCUGUGACAUAUACAGGAGAAAAGGCUAGAGAGGCGUCAAGUGAAGUCACUCCUCAUGUUCAGCAAUUGCUAGAUACACAUCCGUAUCUGAGGGAUGUGGUUGUUCCUGCUGGUGGAACUUUGAUGGGGACGUUAUUAGCUUGGAUGGUUUUGCCAAGUGUUUUGAGGAGAUUUCAUAAGUACUCAACACAAGGUCCAGCGGCUUUGUUAUCUGGAAGCUCAUUGUGGGGGCCUGUUCCUUAUGAGAACAGUAUUUGGGGUGCUUUGGAGAAACCAGUUCGAUAUCUUGUAACCUUCAUGGCAGUUUCUCAGAUUGCUGUCAUGGUGGCACCAACAACUAUCGCAGCACAAUACAUUGCUCCAGCUUGGAGAGGUGCAAUUAUUCUUUCAUUUAUCUGGUUCCUGAAUCGAUGGAAGACUAAUGUCAUUACUCGAGCUUUGGCUACUAAGAGUGGAGUUGACAGAGACAAUUUGCUAACCUUGGAUAAAAUCUCUUCUGUUGGAUUAUUUGUCCUUGGAUUGAUGGGUUUAUCUGAGGCAUGUGGAGUGGCUGUACAGUCUAUUCUAACUGUAGGAGGCAUAGGAGGAGUGGCUACUGCUUUUGCUGCUAGAGACAUCCUUGGGAAUGUACUCAGUGGGCUAUCUGUACAGAUCUCGCGACCCUUUUCAAUAGGAGAUACGAUAAAAGCAGGUUCCGUGGAAGGUCAGGUGAUAGAUAUGGGUCUAACAACUACAUCAUUGCUGACUUCAGAAAAAUUUCCUGUGAUAGUCCCAAAUUCUCUUUUUUCCAGUCAGGUGAUUGUAAAUAAAUCGCGUGCUCAAUGGCAAGCUGUCACAACAAAAAUCCCUGUCCAAAUUGGUGACUUUGAUGUGAUUCCAAAGAUUUCGGAAGAUAUAAAGAUUAUGCUCAGAUCCAAUUCGAAUGUGUUCUUGGAAAAGGAAGCACCAUAUUGUUUCUUGUCUAGGGUGGAAAGAUCAUUUGCAGAACUUACUAUUGGGUGCAAUCUAAAAGCGAUGGGUAAAGAACACUUCUUCGCCACCCAGCAGGAUGUUCUUCUUCAGUCAGUUAAGAUAAUCAAGCAACAUGGCGCUUCACUUGGUAAUUACGCGGAAGAUACUAGCUACUAGCAAAUUAGCUUUAAAAAGAAACCUUACCACUGAUUUUAGGCCAUUACAGUUUUAGUUUGCUGCAUGUUCGACUCGUUGUAUAGAGGUUUGUUUACACUGGAUUCCGAAGUGCAGGGUCCGAGAAAAAGCUGUGCUUCUAGGAACAACGGUGCUAUGGUGUGCUAUAGUGCCAUUUCUGCUUGAGAAGAAAAUUUACAUUAUCAACAUGUUUACAAACUAUUGCAGAUGCUCUUUCCCAGCA
Messenger RNA from Coffea eugenioides, 2014 nucleotides. RefSeq names its product mechanosensitive ion channel protein 1, mitochondrial. NCBI's taxonomy places the organism in Eukaryota, Viridiplantae, Streptophyta, Magnoliopsida, Gentianales, Rubiaceae. Gene Ontology annotation, biological process: transmembrane transport. Gene Ontology annotation, cellular component: membrane. The coding region runs from base 214 to 1773 and encodes 519 amino acids. The transcript has 7 exons. The record is from RefSeq and is a predicted model, not a curated record.